ACCGACGCUCCUUCCGAUUUCUAGGGAUUUCAAUUUCAGGGAAGAUCAAAUUACUGGAGAGGAAGAGCACAGAGUAAGCAGAAGCUGCCGGCGCGAUGUCCUACUUGCUGCCGCAUUUGCACUCUGGAUGGGCCGUCGAUCAGGCCAUCCUCGCCGAGGAAGAGCGCCUCGUCGUCAUCCGAUUCGGCCACGAUUGGGAUGAGACCUGUAUGCAGAUGGAUGAAGUGUUGUCCUCUGUUGCUGAUACAUUGAAGAACUUUGCGGUGAUAUACCUGGUGGACAUCACCGAGGUGCCCGAUUUCAACACCAUGUACGAGCUGUACGAUCCAUCAACCGUCAUGUUCUUCUUCAGGAACAAGCACAUCAUGAUCGAUCUCGGCACUGGAAACAACAACAAGAUCAACUGGGCUCUCAAGGACAAGCAGGAGUUUGUUGACAUUGUGGAGACGGUCUAUCGGGGAGCGAGGAAAGGGCGUGGUCUCGUCAUUGCUCCCAAGGACUACUCCACCAAGUACCGGUACUGAAAGAGUUCUGCAGCAGGAACUGUGGAUUUUUAUCUGUACCAGGUGAUACUGGACGAUUCCUCAAAUGCUGUUAUAUUGCCAAAUAUUGCUACUGAUGUAUUGUUGCAUUUGAACAUUUGAACCAACAUGGAAUGUUGUAAUGAUGUCUUUUAAUGCUUAUGUCGUGGAGACAGUCUAUCAUGGACAUCAUCUUGUUUCUCGAAACACCUUUUCAAGAGUCCAGCCCUUUG
Messenger RNA from Linum tenue, 754 nucleotides. The record is from the annotation of a GenBank genome assembly. Lineage: Eukaryota; Viridiplantae; Streptophyta; Magnoliopsida; Malpighiales; Linaceae.